Messenger RNA from Acaromyces ingoldii, 399 nucleotides. RefSeq lists its product as hypothetical. Lineage: Eukaryota; Fungi; Basidiomycota; Exobasidiomycetes; Exobasidiales; Cryptobasidiaceae. The record is from RefSeq and is a predicted model, not a curated record. The transcript has a single exon. Bases 1 to 399 code for a protein of 132 amino acids.
AUGCUCUCCGACAAAGCCCAGCUGCGCUCCGGCUCCAAAGCGCUCUUGGAAAUGGUCCAGGGCGGUCAUAUCACGGUGGACCUCAUCCUCACCCUACCCAUCGACUGGGUCAGCUUCGCCCUCGAAUGGAAGCAAACGAGCCUUGAGAGGCUGGAGCAGGAGCAGGAGCAGCGGCGCGCGCUGCUUCUCUCCUCGCCAUCGCCGGCUUUGUCGCCGGCCAUCUCGUCGUCCUCGUCGACUCCGAGCCUAGACAGCUCCUCGUGUUCCUCCCCCACCUCGUCGGCGGUGACGACGCCGACCGAAUGCCCAUCGACGCCGAUGCAGGUGGACUUUGCCUCGCCUCCGCAGACCAAGCUCAAGCUGGAGCCGCCACAGUCGCCGCCGCCAUUAGCGUACUAG